Pseudonaja textilis is the source of this 2585-nucleotide messenger RNA. RefSeq names its product Wnt family member 5B (gene WNT5B). The record is from RefSeq and is a predicted model, not a curated record. Gene Ontology annotation, molecular function: frizzled binding; cytokine activity. Gene Ontology annotation, cellular component: extracellular region. NCBI's taxonomy places the organism in Eukaryota, Metazoa, Chordata, Lepidosauria, Squamata, Elapidae. Gene Ontology annotation, biological process: multicellular organism development; cell fate commitment; neuron differentiation.
CGGCCAAGCGAGGGGAUCGGGCGGAGGAGGGUUCAGCCAGAGGCGGCCCAGCGCGCCGGCUUCGCGGCCUCCCGCCUUGACCUUGCCGCGUCUUGGCCAGCCCAGACACGAGUCACCUGCCGCGCCGCACCGCCGGGACUAAUUGGAGACGGACGGCCGAAGCAGGCAGCUGCGCAUCGCAUCGCCGGCUGGGCGUCGCCAGAUGCAGAGAUCCCAGCUGAGUCUCAUCCUAAUCGGGCAAAGGCGCGGGAGCCGCGGGAAGCGCACCAUGCCCGGGACGCGACUGCUCCUCCGCCUGGCUCUCCUCUGCGGCUACACGCAGCUCCUGGCCGAAGCCAGCUCUUGGUGGUCAUUGGCUAUGAAUCCAAUCCAGAGACCCGAGAUGUACAUCAUUGGAGCCCAACCAGUGUGUAGCCAACUACCAGGGCUGUCCCCAGGCCAGAGAAAGUUGUGCCAACUGUACCAGGAGCACAUGAUGUACAUUGGUGAGGGGGCUAAGAACGCCAUCAAAGAGUGCCAAUUCCAAUUCAGGCAGAGGCGAUGGAACUGCAGCACAGUGGACAACACAUCUGUCUUUGGCAGAGUUAUGAGCAUUGGUAGCCGAGAAACUGCCUUUGCAUACGCUGUCAGCGCUGCAGGAGUUGUGAAUGCCAUCAGCCGCGCCUGCCGCGAAGGAGAGCUCUCCACUUGUGGUUGCAGCCGGACACCGCGACCCAAGGACCUGCCCCGGGACUGGCUUUGGGGUGGGUGUGGGGACAAUGUGGAAUAUGGCUACCGGUUUGCCAAAGAGUUUGUGGAUGCCAGAGAAAGGGAGAGGAACUAUGCCAAGGGAUCAGAAGAGCAGGCCCGAAUACUCAUGAACCUACAGAACAACGAGGCAGGGCGCAGGGCGGUGUACAAGCUGGCUGAUGUGGCUUGCAAGUGUCAUGGAGUCUCAGGGUCCUGCAGCCUGAAGACAUGCUGGCUACAGCUGGCCGACUUCCGCAAAGUGGGAGACUUGCUGAAGGAGAAAUACGACAGCGCUGCCGCCAUGAGAAUUGGUCGUAAAGGCAAGCUCGAGCUAGUGAACAACCGCUUCAAUUCACCCACCCCUGAGGACCUGGUCUACAUUGACUCCAGUCCAGACUAUUGCCUGCGUAAUGAGACCACUGGCUCCCUGGGCACACAAGGGCGGUUGUGCAAUAAGACUUCGGAAGGCAUGGAUGGAUGUGAGCUGAUGUGUUGCGGCCGGGGCUAUGACCAGUUCAAGAGUGUGCAAGUAGAGCGUUGCCACUGCAAGUUUCACUGGUGCUGUUACGUCAAGUGUAAAAAGUGCACAGAGAUUGUCGACCAGUAUGUCUGUAAAUGAAAGGCCAUCGAGACCUACAAAUCUAUAUGAUAAUAAAUCUAUAUAAAUCUAUUUUAAAUAUAUUUGUAUAAAUAAAUAGAAGAUGUUGAUGUUGUUGAUGAUGACAUAAUAAUUAUAAUUAAAGAAGCUUAUUUAAGAGACUGAAAUGCUUCCACUAAAACAACUGAUGGGUCAGGAUGCUCCUUUUUAAAUUAUUUAGUCAUGGAGCAAGGAAAAAGAAAAAAAGACCAGGGAUGGGAUUUCUGUACUUGUUCCCUGCAACUCUUGAAACAACUCAGCCAGAAUAAAUGAGAAACUUGAGGUAUGAGGCUGGCUCCAGAUGUUUUGCCACCGAAAAGGUGAGAACAGUGAUAGUGGUAAUGGCAGACAUGUUUCUUCUGCUACCUGAUGGCUGAAAUUCAAAGAAGUUACAUGUGUCAUGAGGGCACAGCCAAAGAAAGCGCUUUGGAAGCUCAGAUGGAUUUCCAAAAGGACAUGAAACAGUUCUCUUUACUUAACAACACACCAGACUCCAAAAAAAUAAAUAAAUGUCAAUUGUAAUACAGAAAGACCAAUUUCCAAGACAGAAUCCAUGCAAGACUGUCACAUAAGAGCCUGGAUUCUUCAUCAAAGGUUUGAAACAAAACCUCCUUAUCCUUUGACCUAAAAUGUGCUGCUGCAUCCUUGUUUCAUUAAAAAAAAAUUGCAUCUGUUUCUUCUACCUUUUGUGCAAUCGGGCAGGUGGAAAAGAGGUUUGAAAAAAGCAUUCUCUAAAGCUCUGUAAAAAAGCCAUGCAGUUGAAGUGGGAUGAUUUUCUUCAGUUGGUUGAUCUGGUUUUUGCUUGUAGAAAAAAAGAUCUGUCAGGGUGCCUCUUGUGGAUGGAGAAGAGACUGUGUUCUGCCUAAGUGCCUUUGAACUUAAAAAAAGACAGAUAUACCAUUCCACAAGCACGCGGAGCUCUACAUGGAUGUGAAUUUGAAUAGCCAUGGGGGGCAGGGGGGGAUUCUUCCCCCCCCCCGUAUCCAAGAUGUACAGUUACUUUUUAAUAUUAAAUAUCCCUUGUUCUUGCCCUCUCCCUUGUUUUUGUGAGUAUAUUUAUUAUCUGUUGCUGCUCAUGCAUUUCAUACCAUAGGGCUUUCUGCCAGUCUAAACUUCUUCCUGAUUUAAAACGUUAUAAUUUUCAACCUGAUUCUCAUGUUCUGUUUUGAGAUGGUAAUAAAAUCACUUGAAAUUGUUUUUUAAAACUUAAAGUUUCCUU